This is a messenger RNA of Tremella mesenterica DSM 1558, 1299 nucleotides long. RefSeq lists its product as uncharacterized. The record is from RefSeq and is a predicted model, not a curated record. Lineage: Eukaryota; Fungi; Basidiomycota; Tremellomycetes; Tremellales; Tremellaceae. Bases 1 to 1299 code for a protein of 432 amino acids. Gene Ontology annotation, biological process: DNA integration. The transcript has 7 exons.
AUGAUUACUCUUCUUCCUCUACUCGAUCAGGUCCGCAUUCCAAACCCUACUGGCAAGAACGGCAAGCUAGCUUCACAGGAUCUCCGCAGUGCUAUGGAGAAGUAUUAUUCUGAAGGAAUGACAAGUUGGCAGGCAAUAAAUGAACGACUGAGACAGGAGCAUGGCAGCAAUUUUGGGUCACGAGCAAGCUUCUUCCGUGCCACCAAGUUCUUUGGGCUUGGUACUUCUCGCAAAAGCACCCUGUCAACUCAGGAUGUUGCUCAGGUGAUGCAGGAAGAGCUGGAGGAGGAUCUCAAUCAGGUUAUUGGCAAACGAGCAAUGAAACAUCGCCUGGCACUUCGAGGAUUCCUCAUUCCCCGUGACCUUGUUUAUAAAGCAAUGAAAGAAUAUGCCCCGGAGGGUCUACAGUCACGACGUCCGGGCCACAAGAAAGUUCCUCGUUUUCCCAUCAUCUCUGUUGGUCCAAACGAACAAUGGUCUAUUGAUGGCCAUGACAAGCUGUCAUCAUAUGGGAUUGGGAUUUAUGGAAUCAGGGAUGUGUACUCAGGACGCCUUCUGGCUCUCCAAGCAAUGCCAUCCAAUCGAAGGAGUGAAGAUGUGCAUUGCAUCUUCGUCAAUACCGUCUUGAAGGCUGCAGGAUUUCCCUUACAAAUUGCAAGUGAUCGUGGUUCAGAGAUUGGAGAGGUGAUUGCCACACAAAUAGCAUUUCGAACGACAUACUCAUCCAUCUCACUUGAAGACGUGUUUCCAUACAAGUUGCUAAAGAGCACUCACAAUAUUACCAUUGAACGAUCUUGGCGAAAUGUUCGUGAGAAUGUGGUUGAUCAAGUCAAGGCUGCUCUUCACUCAGCCUAUGGUUCUGGUCUGAUUCAUGACGGUGAUCCGGUGCAUCAGACACUGGUCAAUUGGAUUGUUCCACCGGUAGUCCAGCAGUGCCUAGACGAUUUUGCUAAAGUCUUCAACUCUUAUCCCGUGCAAUAUCAAAAGGAGAAGGCAAAUCCUUCUGGUGCAUCACGGAAUGAGAUAUACUUCAACCCAACACGAUGGGGAGGGAGAAACUGCUUACAGAACUUCCCUGAAAUCAGUGUCAUUGAAGAUUUCCAGGCCCAGGUCAGAGCUCGAGCCCAACUGGCAUGGGUGUCUGAGGAGGUCCACAAUAUCUGCAUGGGUAUUGUAGAACGGUCAGGACUUGUAUAUCCUCCAACUAAUUGGGAAGCUGCUUGGUUUCUCUUCAGGGAGGUGGAAGUUGGUGCACGUGAACCGUUGCACCAGCUAUGGCUGGAGAUUCAAACCACUUGA